Messenger RNA from Cantharellus anzutake, 390 nucleotides. RefSeq lists its product as uncharacterized. Bases 54 to 239 code for a protein of 61 amino acids. The record is from RefSeq and is a predicted model, not a curated record. Lineage: Eukaryota; Fungi; Basidiomycota; Agaricomycetes; Cantharellales; Hydnaceae. The transcript has a single exon.
AGAACAACCCAUUCCUUACGAGACCUUCUCAGCCUCGAGCGAACUCAGUAGACAUGGCGAUGAUCGAGGCUUGCAUUGCUCAGGCGGUGAAAGAGGGGGUAAAGGAGGCCUUUUCCUCGUACACCCUCGAACUUCGAUUGCUUCGAGGACAGGUGGAAACCUUACAAACCGAAAUCGAAGCAUUAAAACAAUGGCGUCGCCAGGCCGAGUCCCAAUUGGGUGGUAGCACAGGCAAUUAAUAUUAUGCGGACUUCAAUUUGGAAGUCGCUUGGUGUUGGACGAUUGACUAUGAUGACUGCCAUUAUUGAUGCCCUCCCUACAUCAAUACCGUGUAUUACUGACUUCUUGUAUCGCUAUGAUGCUCAAGGAAUAUCCUGUGAAUUUUUGAGU